Messenger RNA from Sinocyclocheilus grahami, 1047 nucleotides. RefSeq names its product transmembrane 4 L6 family member 1-like. The coding region runs from base 162 to 941 and encodes 259 amino acids. Gene Ontology annotation, cellular component: membrane. The record is from RefSeq and is a predicted model, not a curated record. Lineage: Eukaryota; Metazoa; Chordata; Actinopteri; Cypriniformes; Cyprinidae. The transcript is spliced from 5 exons.
UGCUCUGAGCAGCAUUAAUUUAACACUAUGGAUUUUACAGCGUAGAGUAAGUGAUGCCAUCUACAGAGUCUAAUCAGAAGUGCUGACGGCUGAAACACAACCUAUCUGCACAUCAUCUAAACCACACGCCCCUUUCAAGACAAAGGCCUAAUUUCACAAAAAUGGAUGCCAUUUGUGUUCCUUAUGCACGUUAUCUACACUGCCAUUUAAAGGUUUGGGGUUGUGCAGCAGCGGCUCAUGGGGGGGCCAAGGAGGGGGGAAGUCUCUUAAAACCCUUCCACCGUCCACCACCCUACUUUCCUGUCCCGGAUUACUGCCGCCUGUGCUCGCUCCCUCUGCUCCACGUGAAGAUGUGUUCUCUGGGCUUCGCCAGGUCUCUGGGUUUUGCCCUCAUCCCUCUCGCCACCUGCUGCAUCGUGGCAAACAUCCUGCUCUUCUUUCCUGACGGAAAGAUGAACUUCGUAAAGGAUGAACAUGUGACCACAUAUGUCUGGUACUUUAUGGGAAUCGGAGGAGGUGGUUUGGUGAUGCUGAUACCGGCCUGCGUGUUUCUGGGAAUGGGGAAGUGUGCGGAUUCCUGCGGAACAGACAGCUGUGCGAUGUGUGGUUCGGUGUUCGCGGCUCUGCUGGGAUUAGCCGGCUCUGCAUACUGCUUCCUGAUCUCUGCUGUGGCGCUCUUUAAGGGGCCGUAUUGCUUCACUCAGAUGGGAUGGAGGUAUCCUUUUGAGAAUGAUGGUGGAAGGUAUCUGUUUGCUCGAGAGAAAUGGUCUUUCUGCAUUCAGCCGGCACACAUUGUUGAGUGGAAUGUGACGCUGCUGUCCAUCCUGUUGGGUCUCAGCACCCUGGAGUUCCUCCUCUGUUUCCUGCAGCUCGUCAGCGGAUUGGUUAAUGCAGUGUGCCGGCCAUGCUGCUACAAACAGGAGUACAGUCUAAACGGUUGAGGACGCUCGAGUGUUUCCCAGCCUCAGUCAGUCAGAAACAGGGCUGCUCAUCUGCAGCAGAGCCACACUUCAUGACACACAAACAGCUAUACGUUACUUUGGAUUA